AUGAAGGCCUCCGACAGCGGCGCCGCCCCGCUGCCCCUCCUGCUCGCCCUCGCCAAGGGCCUCCCGUCUGCUGCAUUCCUCACCCUCUACCACAACAUCGAUGCGGCGUCCUUUGGACUCCUCAUCGUGCCGGCGGCGGCCGACCUUCCUAUCAGCUCUGGCAUCCCAAUCUAUCUGCUCUCUGUCGUUGCGGGACAGGUCGGCUUCCUGCUUGCAUCGCGCUUCUCGUCCGCAUGUGGCGGAGCAACCAUCGAGCUGGUGCCACUGCUGGCGCCGCUCGCGUCGUGCGUCGGCAUCGACCAAUCCGGCCUGUCGUCACGCACGGCUCGCGCGUCGACCCUGCUCGCCCUGCUCUCGUGCACCUCCCUCCUGAUCGCGAUUGCGUACUUUGUGAUUGCGCGCUUCAAGCUGGGCCGCCUGCUGCGCUGCAUCCCCCUCAUUGUCCUCAAGGCGGCGCUCACCGGGGUCGGCGUGUACAUGGUGGUAGAGGCGAUCAAGAUGGGGGUGGCAUGGAAAGAGGAAGGAGGCAUGAGCGAAGGUGAGACCACCGUCUUCCUGACCGAGACGGCACGCGCUGGGAGCCAGCUCUUUGGCCCCCCCGCGCGCCCCCUCCUCCUCGCCACGCUCCUCACGCUAGCCGGCUACAUCAUCGUCAAGAAGCUCGGCUUCUCGCAGUCGCAGUCGCUCGGCUACCUCGCCGCGGUCGCCAUCGCCAUAAACGCCCUCACCCUCGGCGGCGUCUGCUGCAGCGCGGCCCCAGGCGUCCGUGAUCCCGGAUGGUACUUUGGAGGGGACGAAGAGGGCGAGGCGCAGGCGUCAGCGCUCGGGCUUCUCGCAGAGUUUCGCCCGUCCGAGGUCUCGCUCCCGGUGCUUGCGACGGCGCUCCCGUACAUGCUCUCCUGCGUCGCGAUGCACGCCAUCGUGGCUGUCACAGACAUGGUCUCGCUCGAGGCCAUCGCCUCUUCUUCCGGCGACGGGCCCGCUGUCACGCUCGACCUGAAUCACGAGAUCGGUGCCACCGCAGUCGCCAACCUGCUCGCGGCGGCCGUGGGGGCCAUGCCCAACUACCUUCAGCUGACGCCUUCGCUAAUCUGCUUCCGCCUGGCCGGGUCGUCCGGAAGCCGCGCUGGCCCUCUCAUCGCCGUCUUCACCGCCGCCUCGCUGUGGGCCGUCUCGCCUAUCGUGUCUGUCCUGCCGCGGUGCGUGGUCGCCGCGUUCAUGCUCGAGAUGGGUAUCGACUUCGUCCUCGAGACGGGAAUCCGCACCUUCACCGUGACGACCGACCCCGUCGACCAGGUGCUGAUUAUCAUCGUCCCGACGGUGAUGCUCCUCGGUGGCUUCUUGCCCGGUAUCCGCAUCGGCCUGCUCGUGGCGCUGGCCAACUUUGUCGUCAAGUAUUCGGCCGCACCGAUUGUCCGCUUCCAGCAGACGGGUGGCGUGCUUCGCUCCAACACCGUACGGCCCCGCGAGCACCAGCUCGUGCUCGACGAGCGCGCGAGUCACUCCAUCUCCAUAAUCUCUUUGCAGGGCUUCGUCAUGUUUGGGUCGGCGCCGCAGCUUUCCGACGCACUCGACAACUGCCUCGCGAGGCGCGCGCGCUGUCCCGCGCAGCACCUGCACACCCCGCCAUGGUUCGUCAUCGUCGAUGCGCGGGCAGUCAAGGGGUGCGACUUCGGGGCGCUCCAGGACCUGGAGAAGAUGCGAAAGGCCGUCGUCGCAGAGGGCGGCAUCUUCCGCGUCGCCCAGCCGCCACCGCCCGUCGCCCACGCGAUCGAGCGAGCGCUGGAGGGCAGCAUGGGUGAGCUCGCAUCCUUCAACGCAACCCUUCAUAUGGCCGAGGACGCCGUCAUCGCCGCGCACGCAGCUCCAAUGACGCAGGCCCACCGCGAGUCGCUUGGAGCGACCGCUGCGCGAGCCUUUCUCAGGUCGACAAAUCCGGAGGCCAGGAAGCGCGAUGUGGAGGCGAACUCGACGCCGCCGACUGCAGGCGGGCCAGGCCUUGACACCACGCGGGUGGGCAAUCACGAGGCGGUCCUGAAUGUGCUGACGAGCCACACGCCACAGGUGGAGUCGACGCACGUGGCCCACGCGGAGGCGCUGCUUUCGCUCGGCAAGACGCGUGCUGUGGCCGCGGGGGAGCAGCUAUGGGGCGUGACGGACCAGCCGAGCUUCUGGGUGGUCGUCCUCGAGGGGCAGCUCGAGACGCGGCGGCACGGGUACACGAUCGAAGAGCUGGUCGCCGGCUCGGCGUGCGGCUUCCUCUUCUUACUCGUGAAGGGCAGGCAACGCGAGACGGACCUGGUCGCGGUGCAAGCCUCGCGCGCGCUCCUCGUGACGGCGGAGGCCAUGGGAACGAUCGAAAGUGCGCACCCAGCGCUCUACAAGACCCUCGUCGACGCGUUCGUCGCAAAGGCAGCCGCAGAGUACCGUCACUGGAUUCGACACACGUCGGUGCUCGAGGCUCGCACGGCGGAUGCGGACGUGUCGCAAGCUGCGAACGUGGAGGUCGACCGCCUAUCGCCAGCGCAGCUGUGCGCCAUCAUCGAGGCGCAGGCGGGCGCGAGCGCCGCCGCGCUGCGCGUGGCGGAGGAGCACGCCGCUCGGCUCGUGGAGCAGCCCGAGUGGGUGCUCUCCGAGGCACUAGCCAACGGCUUCGAGGCGGUCGCCGACACGUCCACCCACAUCGGCAUGGUCGAGUUCGAGCAGAUGUACGCCCUGCCCGAGCGCAACUUGACCGACCUCAACGGCAUCGAGCAGUUGUGCGAUUGUGUCGACGCGCGGGAGGCCGCAGGCGACAACGCAGAGGAGCUGCUGCGCGCGCUGCAGCUGGAGCGCGGGAUUGAGCUGCACGAGGAUGUGGUGGAGUUGGCGCUGCUGCGCCGCCAGCUUCGCAUCCCGAAGGAAAAGCGGCGCGCAGCAAUGGUGGCGGCUGGCAUGAUUCGCCAGCACGACGCGAUGAACGGCGUGGCGGGGGUGGCGAGGCGCGGCAUCCGGGCCGGAGCUCGCGAGGGCGCGGCGGGCGCUCAGACGAAGGUCCGGGAAUUUCACCACCAGCGCUCGGCCUCACAGGGCAAGGAGCGGUACCAAAAGCUGCUCGACGAGGCGCCGGCCGAGGCGGCGAGCGUGACGAACAAGCUGUACCUGGAGCUGGCAGGCUACUCCGUUUACCAGGAGGCGAUCGAGGAUGCGGCCGCGUGCGCGUCGUGCGACCCCUCCAGGAAGCAACGUCCGUUUACUGGAGAGCGGCUCGCGUACGACAUCGACAAGGUGCUCGACCGGCACGCGCUGUGCCCGGCGUCGAGCUCGGCCAAGAUCGCGUGCGUCUUUGGCCAGGCCGAGAUUCAGGCCAUGAUCCGCCGCCGCUCCUCCGACUUCGGCACCUACACGCAGAAGAAGGCGGCGCGGGAGGGGAACGCUGCCUGCCGCGCUUGCUACUCGCGCUGGGAGUGCGCCCACGACGCGUGGGCGGCGGCGCACGGCACCUGGGAGGCGGCACGCGACGCGGCGCAGGCGGCGCGGGGCGAGUUCUUGGAUCCGGAGCCGGGACGCCCCUCCCCUCCGGCAGGCACGCCCCAGACGCACUCCUUCCUGAUGGACGUUGGCGACAAGGCGGAGCUGCGCGCGGGAGCGGGCCGGUCCCUGCUUGGGGCGCUGGAGAGCUGCGAUGUCGGGCGUGGCGUGGCGGAGUACUUGACGGUGAUCGGCCGCGACCAAUUGCCAUUCAACAACGAGGUCCGCCCGCGCGCCAAGAGCUCUUCCGAGCGGUACGGCGCACAGCAGGGCAAGCCGAAUGUGGUCGGCAAAAUCCUCAAUCGCAUCACGAACAAAAAUUACGGCGACAAGACCUGCAACAAGUCUACGCGAGUGAGGCUCGCAGCGCUGGCGCGGCGGCGGCGGGAGGAGGAGGGCGAGGAGGAGGGUGAGGAGGAGGGGGGCGGCGGCGAGGAGGCGGAGGCCGACGACUGCGACGAGGACGAGUGGCUGCUAUGCUACGGCUACUACAUCUCGCUCUGCUACGACGGCCCUUGGUGCGGCCACGAGCUCGUCGUAUCGAGGCUCAACGACACCGAUCCCGCCGCCAAGCGGGCCGCUGCGAAGUGGCUCGAGAUUCUCCGCAGUGGGCCGCUGCACAAGUACUCGUACUUCCGCGGUUCGCGGGAGUAG
Emiliania huxleyi CCMP1516 is the source of this 4164-nucleotide messenger RNA. RefSeq lists its product as hypothetical. The record is from RefSeq and is a predicted model, not a curated record. Bases 1 to 4164 code for a protein of 1387 amino acids. Gene Ontology annotation, cellular component: membrane. The transcript is spliced from 5 exons. Lineage: Eukaryota; Haptophyta; Isochrysidales; Noelaerhabdaceae.